AUGGAGCUGAUGGGGUGGUGGCGUUUUCUUCGCUCCUGUGUGGUAGCGGAGCGAGGAAAAUGCAGGAUGAUCCUUUGGGAUGUCCUGGUGUUUGUGAGCGACCAGAUUGCCUUGUUGCUUGGAAGCCGGAUCGUGCGGAGUUACUAUCAUUUGUGGCUGGCCUUGUUGGUUGUUUUCGGGCCUUUGCUCCAGUUUUACAUCAGCCCCAGAGUCAUCUUCGCCAAUAAAAGGAACUACUUCAAUGUGCGGCUCGUGGAGUGCUGCUGGUCAUGGACGGUGCUGUUGGCAGGGGGUUACAUGCUACUGCUGAGCUCGGGGCCAUCGGGCAGCCCUCUCCCGGCCCUGAGGCCCCUCAGCCGCCUGGUGGUGGGGGCAGGCCUCCGUCUGCUGUGUGCCCGUGCCUUCUCCUGGAUCGAGGAGGUGACCGGAUCGUGCUUUGAGCCUGCAGCGCGGGGCCUGCUGCUGCUGGUGGAGGAGGAGGCAGGAGGUGAGGCCGGAGCCUGGGCCUGGGCCAGAGCCGGGAGCUGGGGCAUAACAGGCAGGCGGACUGCGUGCCUCCUGGAGCCGGGCCGCCUGUGGCGGGGCUAUGAGCUGUCUGGGGACACCUUCGUGCUCUGCUUUGCCUCGCUGGUGCUGGCCGAGGAACUGUCGGCCUUCCAGAGUUAUCUGAGCAGCGGGAAUGCGGCCUGUGGGCCUCUCCGCCUACUCUUCCUGCUGGCUGCCACCUUCCUGCUGCUCUGGAAUGGCUUACUGCUGCUCUCCGUUACCUUCUUCUACCGAUACUCACAGAAAUUGGCAGCUGCUGCCAUUGCCCAGCUCGCCUGGCACCUCACCUAUCGCCGCUGGUACCGGUGCUCCUGGUCUCCAGGCUGCCCGGGGCAAGGCAUCACCCGUGUGGGGCUUGGCCCGUACCCCAGGCCUGGGCGCUGCGUGUGCGGCGCGACCCGCAGAAUGAGCUUUACCUGGGACCCAUCUUCCGACACCCUCCUGUACCGGGAGUGA
Molecule: messenger RNA, 1002 nt
Organism: Rhincodon typus (whale shark)
Lineage: Eukaryota; Metazoa; Chordata; Chondrichthyes; Orectolobiformes; Rhincodontidae
Product: fat storage-inducing transmembrane protein 1
Exons: 2
Coding region: 1-1002 (333 amino acids)
Biological process (GO): lipid storage; phospholipid biosynthetic process; lipid droplet organization
Cellular component (GO): endoplasmic reticulum membrane
Source: RefSeq, a predicted model, not a curated record